Messenger RNA from Sturnus vulgaris (Common starling), 1485 nucleotides. NCBI's taxonomy places the organism in Eukaryota, Metazoa, Chordata, Aves, Passeriformes, Sturnidae. The record is from RefSeq and is a predicted model, not a curated record.
AUGUCACUGCGCGGUGGCCGAGGGCUGGCGGCCAUCUCCCCUCUGCCCUCCCCGGGCACGGCGGCGCUCACGCCGCUGGGGCUGGGCAGGGCUGACCCGACGGGCCCGGACAGGUACCAGGACACCCCAAGGAGGGGGCGCGGGGCGCUGCCCUUCCCAUGGCUCUGGCACACGCUGUCCCCGGAGCCGCUGGCCUCGGACUGUCCCUGGGGCUCGGUGUCCUCGCAGCCCACGGAUGCAGCGCUGGGACCGGACUGCCACACACAGCAGAACUCCACAGCCGCGCAGGAAAACUUCCAGAAGACGAUCCCGCAGUUUGGCAGAGCUCUCAAAGACAGGAAGUUUCUUCGCCAGGGUAUCCACUCCUUGCCGCAGUGGCAGCUGGAAGCCAGCCCGGUCCUGAAGGAUAUCUCCCAGAUCCAGGUGCGCAGGGACAGAGUGCGGCGGUGGCAGAGGGAGCCCGAGGAUGAGGAAGACUUUGGCCCCAAGAAGCUGCAGAGGCUGGGCCAGCGGAGCCGGCUGCCCGCUGGCCAUGGGGCUGCCAGGAGAGACCCCCUUGCCAAGAACCCUUCCCGCACACUAGAGCUGCUGUCCCCCCAGCUGCUGCCCUGGCAGAGCGAUGCCAGCGUGCCCAAGGGGACGGAGAACGUGGUGACCAUGCCAGUGAUGAAGGAGGAGGAGACAAAGCUGCGUCCGGGGAAGCACAGCCAGUGCCGACAGCUCUUCCGCUCGCCCUCGGUGCCCGGCAGUGUCCCCAGACUCGCCGUCAAGCAGGGACAGCCCCCGGACAGGGACGCCCCUGUCAAGGCCAAGCAGCAGAGGAGAGUGGCUGGUAGCCCUGAGCAGGAGGCAUCGGGAGUGGAGCUGGAGCCUUCCAGGUCUGCCCAGCUUGAGGAGAUCGAGAACCUGCUGGCCAACGAUGACCAGGAGCUCAUUGGGGAUUUCUCCAAGCCUCACCUGCUGCCGACAGUGGAGGGGAAGGACCAGGGCCUGAAGUACAUCUCCCCUGGCACGCUGGCGGCGGUGCUGACGGGGCACUUCAGCAGCUUCAUCGAGAGCAGCAUCGUGGUGGACUGCCGGUACCCCUACGAGUACGAGGGGGGCCACGUCAAGGGCGCUGUCAACCUGCCGCUGCAGCGGGACGUGGAGGAAUUCCUGCUGGAGCAGCCCAUCGUGCCCCUAGACGCCAGCAAGAGGGUGAUCAUAAUCUUCCACUGCGAGUUCUCUGUUGAGCGGGGCCCCAAAAUGUGCAAGUUCCUGCGGGAGAGGGAUCGGUCCUGCCACGAGUACCCAUGGCUGCACUACCCCGAGCUCUACGUCUUGAAGGGGGGGUACCGCGAGUUCUUCUUGCAGUGCCCGGGCCACUGCGAGCCCCGGGACUAUCGGCCCAUGGAGCACCCGGCGUUCAAGGAGGAGCUGCGCAAGUUCCGCGGGCAGAGCCGGCGCGGCCGGCGGGCGCUCUUCAUCCGCGGGCGGGACCUGUGA